AGCUUUACCAUCUGCUCAGUCCUGUGCACAGAUGUAGGUGGAGCGAAGAAGGCGACAGAACAGCCCUGUCAAGAAGUUUCUGGAGUCCCUGCAGUCGUGUUUUCAGUGUUUUAAUACCGGAAAAAACAAAGUUACAGACAAAUAGAGGUGUUCACAGAGGAGCAGGAGUCGGUCUCGGACACAGCCAUGGACAGUAAGUGGAGCUGCAUUUAGUUACUCGGCCUGUUUACACAGCUUAGAGUCAGGAGGUGAAACUGUAAAAGGAACUGUUGUGCGCACAGGGGAAAGCCCCGCUACCAUUGGGCUCCGUGCUAACAGGAGGAGUCUGACGGUAUCGGAGCGUAAGCUAGCUUUAACUUUGAAAUUCUAAAACUUAAUUCAAGUGAAUUAUAAUGUUACAUCCGAACUUUUUAUUCCUAUCUGUGUGUCUCCCUCACCCGGUAUUGGGUGAACUCAACACUGUCGAGCUGCCAAAAGGCCUGUCGAGUAAGUCCACCUCAUGGAUUUCCUUACAGCCACCUUUAAACCAAACCUUAUUCAAAAGUGCGCCAAUUUUUGCUUAUCUGCUUUUUAUGAUUCAAGGCCAUGUCAAAAAUAACUUCCAUUAAUCCAAUGUAAUUGUGGAUAGUUACUCUUGUUGUCGGAUACCCUGUAACCAACUAGGUGUCACUGAGAAUUCGUUAUACCCCAAUUGUACGCUACCCCAAACCGCCCACCUUUAUUCAGUUCCUGGACGAGAGAUGGAAAUAUCGCCCCAUGAUGUCGCACGAGUUUCGGUUAGAUGCAGAGUGUGUCGUGAGACUAAUACAUGCCGAUGUGAAAAACAUCCCCUAACGAUAUAAGAUCAGCUCACAUUUACUUUUCACAUUACCCUUGUCUUUGCCUGCAAGCCAAACAACGCUAUUUAAUUUAAAUUGACAAUUGAGUUUGGUCCAGUCUUUUUCAUACAAGAUUUCAGAAAAUGGCAGCGAUUGUUUGACUAAGAGCACGAGAAAGGAAUGUUAAGUUUACGCAUGUUACUGGAAGUCAACAACAUAUAUGAGAGUUGUCAAAAACAUGACUGAGCAGUGAAGUCAUUGUUUUGGUAGACAAAUAAGAGUGAAAGUGCCUCACAUGCAUCAACUGUGUAUUGAUAUUACUGGUGGUACAUUACAGAAUCUAUUUGGACAUGUACUUUCACUUUCAUAUCAUGCUUAUAUAUGUAGACAGAAAUGCAAAUGGCCUACUUCAUGAUAAAACAAAAUCACUUUGAGAAAUUUUAAACUCUUAAUCUUGGCAAAAGUUUAAAAUUGUUUUCCCCUCUUGUAAAUUUGAUCUGAGUCUGAGGAGCAGACAUGUUCCAACUUGGAAAACAUCCCAUGUUUUCUUCAUGAAACAAGUCCAGCUGCUGUGUGGAGCUUUGACUACCUUGUAUUGUGUCCCACCUGAUUCUUUCUAUAAAUCUCAACAAUUCAUUAACAGAGAGCCUGAAACCAGAGCCGCCCCCUGCUCUUUGAGGCGGGUAAUCUGACACCAAUAUUACACCCUGCCUGUUAUUGUUUGCUCUUCUCAACACAUCGUCUUCUUCUCCUCCAGCUGGGAAGGCCAGUUUAUGAAGAGUGAUUAUAUUUAGCUGGGAAGCCCUUGUGUCUCAGCGACCUUUGACCUUUUUUUGGAUGUGGCGCUGUCUUGUAGUUUUCCAUCCCAACAACGCCGCAAAUGACAAACUCUUACUAAACCACAAAUAUGUGCUGAGAGCAGGGUUUGGUUUCUGUCAUCUGUGUCAUAUACUGUAGAUGUAAACCACUAAUUGCUCUAAGACCUCUGCUGACAAGUAUCCUUUUUUGUCUUCUGUCUACCACAGGUGUGUAUGGAUGGGGUCUCCCCCCACUCAACCCAGGUAAGAAGCUUUUAAAUGAGAAAACAGUGCAGAUAUUGACUGUUUCUGUCUUUACACUUGGGCAGGAUUCCACAAAUUUGUUUUUAUAUGUUUCAAAGAGGAAAAAAGUGCAUUUGAGUUGUGUUAUUGUUGUAGUCCAAACAAGGAAUGCCUACAUAGAGAUCAUCGAGCAGCCCAAGCAGAGGGGGAUGAGGUUCAGGUACAAGUGUGAGGGACGUUCAGCAGGCAGCAUCCCUGGAGAGAAGAGCAAUGACACCACAAAGACUCACCCAGCUAUCAAGGUGAGAGAAAUGUCAGAUACUGAGUGUGACACCCUGCCUCCCAUUGGGAAUAAUCCAAUACUAGUUUAUUGUGCAUCUUAUAUAAAAGUAUUGGAAACAAAUCUGCUUGAUGCAGUUUCUCAAAAGCCAACCAGUGCUAAGAUUUCCCAGCUUCCUACAAUGCAUCAUAAAGGACCAACCUGUCCUCCAUUCAACCGGCAUAAAAGUUGCUUUCUUCUCCUCUGGAGAACAGACCUGACAAAGCUUGACUUUUUACCUUACACAAAUCUGGAUCACGAAGAUGUCGUCCCAGAAAUUUAGGACCCAAUAAUAGCAAGUAAAUCACAAAGUAAUCACAAAGUAAUGGGUUUCCUUUUUAUGUUCACACUGAUGGAAUAAUCCAGACUGAAGCCUGACAAUUUACUGUGAAACUUUCCAGAGACAAAUGAUUGAGGGAUUUAAGAACCAAGGAGUUACAGUAAUUAGUUAGAAAUCACAUUUGGAGGGAAGAAAUUCGCUGUCGCCUCUCAGAUUGCAAAUGAAACUUCAAAUGAUGCAACACAAGUGAAAGAAAGUCAAUAACUUCACCAUCCACGAGAUGUUGAUUUGGACUGGAUUAAUAUUAUCAGGGCCUCUGUGUUCCUGAAAUAUGGUAGGUGAUUUGUCCUAGAAUUUUUACUAGACAAAUUACAGGCAUGGGAUUAAAAAGGCAGACUGCAACUAUCACAAAUUAGAGGUCCAAAGGAAAUACUAAUCCAGAAUAGAAUUUAAGAUGAAAGUCUUUAUCCCUGACUGUGUUGGCGUUUUAGUGUAUACGGACAUGCAUCCAAAUCCUAAAAAGUUAGACUAGUUUUUGGGACCAUGACUUGUAACAACAAGUCAUCGUUAUGUAACUAGUUUUUUAGUCGCUUUCACAAAAGUGAUGCAUGCUGUGUGUGGUGAACCUUGGAUUUGAAUAACCUCUAUUUUUGCACCUAAUUGUUCUCGUGUGAUACUUGGCCAGAGUAAAAGUACUGAAAGUCCUAAAAUUAGCCUGGAACAACUUUAAAAACCUUACAAAAUGAUGCAUCAUAGCAACAGCUAAAACUGAAAAACUGCUUUCUUCAAUGAGAAACAGGCUUAUUUCAAACUUGAUGCCAGGAACACGUGUCCAAACAGUUGUGGCAGGAGUGUGUUUAUCACUGUGUUGCAUCAUCCUAUCUUCUGUAAACAUCUGGGUCUGAGGGGACCACUUCCUGGAGUUUUAAAAAUGCUGAAGUGUCGUCCCCUUCUUGACUGAAAGAGGAUUUCAGCUGCUUCACAGCUUGAGGUCUUUUUCCUCUUUUUUAAACAUUUUACGCAGCAUCCCAAUAUUUUUCUGGAACUGUCUUAAUGUAUCAAAGUUUAGAGAAAGGGGGGUUUUGAACCACCUUCCUCUCCCAAAAAGGGACCCCUGCAGAAGAGCUUGGGAACCACAGAGACGGUUCAAAACAAAACCAGAUUAAUAGUAUCCAGCUGAGUCAGCUUGUCUCAGUAUGUGAACACAAUAGUGCUGAAGUCACUGAAACUGAAGCCAAGUCAUGACCAAGAUCAGGGUGUGUCUGCUGGACUAAUCCCAAAAUGAUCAGUAAACCAAAAUAUGUAAAACAAUAACCAAACCUCAGAGAAGGGAAAUCCUUCUUUGACUUCUCACAUGAAAACUUCCAUUUAGUGUUGUUUUGAGCAAAACACGCAGAAAAUCUUCACCAAUGAUAGGUGAGUGUCAUAUAAAACCUAUACUACUAACUUUGAUAUGUCAUUGAUCUCAAACUGGUAAAUUGUAGUGUUACACUAUAAGUUAGGUGCUUAGAGAGCUCUCUAAAUUACCUUUCAGUCGUUCAGUUGAGUCAUUUUUCUCCAACAGGUGCACAACUACAGCGGGCCCCUGCGUGUUCGAAUCUCCUUGGUGACAAAGAAUGCCCCGCACAAGCCACACCCCCACGAACUGGUUGGGAAAGACUGCAAACACGGCUACUACGAGGCCGACCUGCAGGAGAGGAGGAUACACAGGUAGAGCGGGGAGUUGCUGUUUAUUUGCGGCUUCAAAGUUUAGACAUCUGACUUCACUUUUACACUGAAUGAGUCAUUUCUCUAGAAUGAACUGUGGUUGCUUACGGCUUCAGGAAUUGCACGUCAUUUCCCCGCCAUCUGCUAAACUAAUACAGAAAGUAUAUCGCCAGAAUGAUAUUUAAUCACAAAAACACCCACAGUUUGCAGUUAAGUGCAGUUUGCUCUUGUGUUGGGUAUGAUUGUGGAGAUAAACUGUCAGCACCUCCACGUUUUGCUGCACAUGCAUCCUGUUAGAGGUUAAAACUUUCACACAGAUGAGCUGAUUGUGGAAAAGGCACAGUACUGGUGUAUUGUGCUGAUUCAUGCCAGAAUCGCCACUGCUGCAUAUUUAAAAAAAAAAUGCAAAAGAAAAUGAACGCCACUGCUGCAAAUAAAAAAGAAUGCAAAACAAAAGAAGCCCCAACGAAAGUUACCAAUGGAAAAAAACAAAAAAGAAACCAAAGCCCUCUGCAAAUUAAAAAAGAAACGGUGCAGAUAAAAAAAAAAAAGCCACAAUGCAAAAAAAAGUGGGUAUGCAAAAAAAGAAAAAAAGUGACUUACUGCGAAAAUAAAAAGAUGCAAAAAAAAAAAGCCACAACAGAAGUGAGCUGCCAGGGGCCAAUAAUGACGAUGCACUGGUGUAUUACUAUCCAGGCAUAGAAGACGACGACAAGAAGACGAGCAAAGAAGUAAGUGGAAAGGUGAUUGUUUGAUUUCGCUUCGUGUGCUUUUCAGUGUGAUUAGGCCAUGUGGCGCUUGAGUCGAUAUGAAGUUGAACUGAAGCUAACACUACACCGGCAUCCUCCAGUUCAACUUCAUAUCAACUCAGGCGCUACAUGGCCUAACCAAAUGACACAGUAAAUUUUCAGUAAGUAACUUUUUUUUCUUUCAUAGCCACUUUUUUUGCGUUGUUAACUCUCAUUGUGGCUUUUUAUUUUUAUCUGCACUUUUUCUUUUCUGAUUUACAGCGGGCUGGGUUUUUUCUUUUUUUUUUUGCAUUAGUAACUUCCGUUGUGACUUCUUUUUUUGUGUUCUUUUUUUUUAAAUUUGCAGCAGUGGCAGUACUUGGCCACCGUAGUGAAACUGUGUUUUCUCGCAAAGAAAUGACUCUAUUUUGCCACAUAUAAACACAUAAUGGCUCAUUGAAAUCCAUGCAAACAAAACAGGGGCACAGUGAUACUGUUUGCCCUGCAGCACAGAUUGUGGUGUGUUUAACUGUUUGCACAUGAUUUGUCAAAUCUAGACGGCGUCUUUUGGGCUCAUUUGCAGAGUGUAUACAUGCAAAGGAGCCACGCAGUCCUUUUAGGAAUCAGGCCUCGAAUGGCCUCGCUGCAGCAAAACACAGACACUGACCUAGAUAAGGUCGGGCGGUGGUAUGUUUGCCGUCACCUUGGUAAAACUUGGCAGCAGUUUUUUUCCGGGUUGGGAGUUAGUUAAACAUUAAACAGUAAAAAAUCUCUGCGGACAGUGUUGACUCUAUUAUAACCUUGCAAGUUUAUUCUACUCACAGUUGCUGAUCCAAAACAAGCCCUUAAUAUCAACCUCAUUCGGGCUCUUUCAUUGUCAAUCUUAAAAAUAUAGAAAUCAGAUCAUUUUAAUUCGGUCAUUUAGAGCUCAACUGGAAGAUCGUCAUUACGUGUUACGCUACUGAGCUGUUUCAUUAUAUUUAAUGCAUGUUAAAAAAGAAAAUGUGAGUAAUUAAACAGCCUUAUGUUAUGUAAUAUGACCCCUACAAUCGGUGCGGAAGCAGCCAUGUGUUUGUGUAUCUGUGUCAAGAGUGUGAUGAAACUUUAACUAACAGAGUGUCCUGCCCUCCACGACCAGCGCUGUGAUUCAGGGUGAGUCAGUGUGCUGGUUUAGAACACUCUUUGUUCUGGCCAUGAUCAGUCCCAUGUCACUGACAGAUUGAUAUUGUAAUAUUUGCCGUAAAGGCAAAGAGGAGGCUGUUCAUGUCCGGCACUUGGCUAGAGGGCUUAAUGAAUGGGACUUUUGUGUACUUGUCCUCAUCUCUCAGAGCUUUGAAAUGAGGCAAAAUUUCACAAUUUUUAACAUUGUUGCUGUCAGCACUGCCGUUCAUGGCUGAAGUUGGCUUGCAGUGAUUACAGGAUAGGAUGAUGCCCCACUUUUCCCUACGACAGAUGGUUAGGGUCCUCUUGAUGGCAUUAUUACCCCACUCGCACAACAAGCCUGAUACUUGAACACUUUUUUUUGCCAUAGUGUCAACAGGCAGAGGUGAGAGAGAGAACUCCUCUUUGCAUAACAAGAGUUUAGAAAGCCUGAGAUAAUGUCCUCUGGUUUUUUAAGAAAUACUUUAAAGAAGGGAAACUUUUUAGGACUAAACUGAAGCAAAACUUGUACAAAUAUCCUGAUUGCUUGUACUUGAAGUCCCACUACGAUUGUUUGUUUGUUUGUUUUUUUUUUUUGACUACUUUAAGUGUUCUCAGUGGUCUUUAAGUUUUUAGCCAAAAUCACUUUACCUAUAUCAUUUUCAAGGGGUUUCUUCUGCAGAGCUCCAGUAGCUCAUUAGCAAAUCACCUCUGAGUCAUGGGCGGAGACAGCGCUGCUCUACACACUCUAUUUCAUGCUAGCUUGCAGCCUAACAUUAAGCUGUAGUAGAAGUGGCAGGUAACAUAGGCGCUUUUCAGCUCUCAGACACUAACGUCUUUGGGGACAAGAUGAAAGUUAAUAUCAUAAUUAGCUUUCUUAUGAGCAUUGCAAUCUGCUAACGCACACAUUUGUUCUGUGAUUGUCCUCUCUAUUUCUCUGAGUCUGGCCUGCAUAGCGGGGCUCCAAGGAUUUGUGACAUAAGAAAUCUCAUGGUGUCUGGACCUGCUGUUUGGGUCUGCCAGAUAUUCACAGUGAUUUGAAUACAGAAGUACUCAGAAAUGCAAUUUCACACUUAUUUUUCUUAGAUAUGUCCUGUAACAUCAGAAAAACGUCAUAUGAACAUGUAGACAAUAAGAAAAACAUGAUAUUCCUCAGAGUGGGUCUUUAAAAGCAAGGAAAAUACAGUCAAGGGAACAAGAACGAGUCAAGGUUUUGCCUUGUGACAUUAUUAUAUAACUGGUUGUCUAAAACAUCCUCAUGUCUUGGAAGAGGACUUAAAUGAAAGAGUAUUUCCACUGACACUUUGCUUUCUCAAUCUGUCCUUUUGACUCGCGGAUGUGGUCGGUGACUCACAAUGAUGAAGCUUUGUGUUUUAAAAAUCUGUUUUGAUGGGGAAAAACUGUCCAAAAAGUUGGAGCUGAGUUAAAACUCAGGCAGUGUGUAAACGGUUGUGUUGCUCCCAGAUUAGACAGACAUAAAGAUUCACACUACAACUAUAAUGAAUGAUAAACUGUAUGUGUGCCUCAGUGGUUUCCGCCUGGUUUCGGUCUUAUGACUGUGUGUGCUUUCAGUUUUCAGAACCUGGGCAUUCAGUGUGUCAAGAAGAAGGAUGUGAAUGAAGCCAUCGUUUGUCGGCUGCAGACCAACAAUAACCCCUUCAACAGUAAGUAAUCGUGCUUAAAGAAGAGUUUACAGCACAAAGCACCGUCUGUGUCUCUGCCCUUUCUCUGUUAAAUCCAUCAUUAUGGUGUGGAGAGUUGACGGUCUGUGUGGGAUGAGUCCCUAAAUGUUCCACUCAAAUGUAAGACGCCGUUAUUGGGCUUCAUUCUGAGUCUAGUAACAAACUAGCUAUCUGUGUUAUUAGCAGUUUGGUAAGGUGGUAUUUUUUACAGUUGACUUUUUUGGCUUUUAUUUCAAAUGUGAAUUUAAAAAUUUAAUUUAAAAAAAUUUAAAACAAAUAAAAUAAUAAUAAUAAUAAUAAUAAUAAUAAUAAUAAUAAUAAUAAUUAUUAUUAUUAUCAUUAUUAUUAUUAUUAUUAUUAUUAUUAUUAUUAUUAUUGUUGUUGUUGUUGUUAUAACUUUUUUAUAGCCCUUUAAAAAGAGAAGUUUACAAAGUGCUUUAACAAAUAGUCAUAAAGCACAUGGAAAUAAAGACAAAAAAAAAGGUCAGUUAAAACAUAGUUGAAGGUCAUUUUCAUAUGUUAUAAGGAACCCAGAUAAUACAAGAACCAUGCAACAUAAAAUUUAAGUGAGAAUAGUAGAAAUAAUUUCUCCAAAUGUAAAAAAAAGCGCUGGAAAAACUCAAAUUAAAUGCUCAAACCAGCAUUUAAGUUUGAGCCACCAAAAAGGCUUAAACUGAAAUACAGGAAACUCUCUGGCUAUGCAGGACAGCUGCCCUUCAACUUUUAGGUUCACUGAGUUUCAUGCAGUGAGUUCUCUACACAGUAUAAAACCAAAUCAUUGAUCAAAAGUCUGUUUAUUAUAUCUUAAAGGAACAAAGGAAAUCUGGACUGCUGUAAUAACAAGGUUUAACUUGCUACUUUCCUUUCAGUCUCAUGUGGAAACACUGAUAGCCUUCAUGUAAGAGAAUGCCGGACUGAUUAUGUCUUCCCUGAUUGUGCACCCCACCCUUCCCCCUCUGUGUUUUUGGCUGCAGUUCCCGAGGCGAAGGUGUGGGAGGAGGAGUUUGACCUGAAUUCAGUUCGGCUCUGCUUCCAGGCCUCCAUCACCCUGCCCACGGGGGAGCUCAUUCCUCUGGAGCCUGUGGUUUCUCAGCCCAUCUACGACAACAGUGAGUGCACAUCACACACAGUGUAUCAGCUGUAGCUGUGAACACUAAUCACAACAAAAAACUGGUAAACUCUUGUUUAUAUUUUCACCAUUUUCUGAUAUUAAAAAAAUAAAUAAAAGAGUACCUCUUUCGUUAAAUAAACACGCACAUUGCAGAUGAUUUCAGAAUCAUACUAAGUACAUUAAAAAUAUGUAAUAAUUUAAGGAGGGUUAAGUCCAAAUUUCCUGCAUAAAAGUCUUGUGAAUAAGUAGUAUGUUCAUGUUAAGCUUGCAACACCCAUAUCUGAAGAAUUAACAUGUUUGUAUGCUCCUAUUGUGGAUUCAACAAGGAAGUAUUUUAAUCCUCUUAGGACUCAUAAUAGUAAGUUUUGUCCCACAAGCAAUGAGUUUCCAUUGAACUCUUAACUGCUAAAUAUAAGUGAGCAGUCUUUUUUCUACAAUUUUGUAGUCAUGCAUGUAUGGCUUUUUUUGUUUUUUGUUUGCAUGUAACAAAGUACGCAUUGACCCUAAUAAGAAAUAUCUAUUGGCUGAGCAAGCUGUACAUCUUCCAAUACACAACAACUUUACUUAAAAAAAAAAGUUAGGUAACCAGUUAAGUAACCAAAGUAACCAUCAAUAAAAAACAAAUACAAUCUUUUUUAAUUAUGAAAACCUAUGCCGAUUAAAGCUUCAAUGAGGAACUGUCUGUGGUGAUUGUAAAAACAGGACAGUUUCUCCAGCUUCUUGGCUGACACAUACCUCUUCACACCAGUGUCAGGCUUUAAAAAUGAGGAUGUCACAUAACUGAUGCUUUGUUUGCUGUUAGACAUCAUAACAAGGCUUUAAAGUCCCACUCCAAUCGUCUUUUUUUUUACUAUUUAGUGUUAUCUCUAGUCUUAAAGUUGUGAUUAGGAAGUUUUUUGCCAAAAUCACAUUAACUGUGUCAAGGGCUCUUCUUCUGCAGAGCUCCAGUAGCUCAUUAGCAAUUUGCCUCUGAGUCGUGGGCGGAGACAACGCUGCUCUUCACACUCCUCUUCAUGUUAGCUUGUAGCCUAGCAUUGUUGGUGUAGUAGAAGUGGCAGGAAACACAGGAGCUAUUCAGCUCUCAGACACUUAUGUCUGUGGGGACAUGAUGAAAGUUAAAAUCGUAGGAAAUCUCACUGUGUCUGGACCUGCCGUUUGGGUCUGCCAGAGAUUCACAGAGAUUUGAAUGAAGAAAUACUCAGAAGUGCAAUUUGGCACCUAUUUUUCUCAUGAUAUGUCCUGUUGCAUCAGAAAAAUGUCAUAUGAACAUUUAGACAACAUGAUUUUCAUCAGAGUGGGUCUCUAAUAUGAAUAUCAGCCUAUUUCAGAAAUGUCAAAAAAACUUCUCAAAGAUGGAGUAAAGACAACAAACCAAAUAUUAAAGCAGAAAAUACAUUGUUUUAUCAAAAAAAAAAAUAGGCUGUCAUUUAAAAUUUGAGAGCCUCCUGGAGGAACAUCUCCUUAACCAGUAAGGGUAAUUUGCAACAGGUUAGUAAUAUGGCUGGACAUUAAAAGGGUACACUGGAGAGAGUGAGUGUACAGGAGUAAAGAUGGGAACUGUGGAGUGGUAACAAGGAUCAAAACGUGCUAUGAUCUUCAGGCCUGCAUGAAAAACGGACAUAGCUCUGUAGUAGAAGUCUCCACAUGGGCUCAAAAGUUGGUGUAAUUUGCAGAAAAAUUUGCUGAGUUUAUUUGAAAGUGCGUGCUAGGACAGGUUAGAUUCACAUGAUGUCUCUGACCCUACACACGCCCUUCUCUGUUCCACAGGGGCCCCAAACACAGCCGAGCUGAAGAUCUGCAGAGUCAACCGCAACUCUGGAAGCUGCAAAGGAGGCGAUGAAAUCUUUCUGCUGUGUGACAAAGUGCAAAAAGGUAAACGGUGAUAUAUGACUGUUCUGUACUGUACUGUGCAUAGAAAGGUGCUGCACAUCAUCCAGCAUCUACUUUCAUAUUCAGCAACCCAUAAAUAGAACUCUGGGCUGACUGAGCAGAUGUGAAGCAUGAAACACAACCAGAGAGGAAGAGGUGUAAAUUGCUCACACCCACCCAGAAUAUCAGUGCGAUCUAUUCUGAUGGUACACUACCUUUUUUGAAGAAAUUAGAUAUAAAUAGCCCCCUGUUUCUCACAACACCACAUUCUGCGAUCACUGAGAAAUUUGUAGAGACGCAUUUGGUUUCUGUGCUCCCACAGUGCAGAUGAUAAAAUGGAAAACCGUGAUGUGGUGACAACAAUUUUUUUAAACUGUGAACAAUACAGGUGAAAAGUUUUUUAUUGAACAUUAAAUUAAAAAGGCUGAUUUUGGCUUCAUUUGGUUCAGUUUUUUACUUGAGUUGCAGUAGCUUUUAAAGCUAUCAGUAGGAGCCUUUAACUUCUGGAAGCCAAAAUAACACGAUUCUUCGCAAAAUAACUAAUAAAUGCUGCUGAGUUAGUUCAUUAUUUGUGCUUAUUUUAUACUUUUCCUGUAGAAACCAGUAAACUCAGACAACAUCAAAGUCAAAGUGUAAAAUAAUCGAAUUUUUUGGAUGCUUUUUCCUUUUUUUUGGUCAUAUUUAUUGUUUAGUUUCUAAGAGAGCGUAUUAGGGCCAUAUUAAGAAAGAAGCAAAAUUAAGACAUCUAGAUUAAAGUCGUUAAUUUACGAGAGUAAAGCCAGAAUAAAAUCAUUACUCACAAGAAUAACGUCAGAAUUAAGUCCUUAUGUUCUAACCUGUUGUUUAAGAUGACAGUUGUUGAAAUGAGAGUAAUGGAGCAUUUCCUAAAAAUGUACUUCAAUAUAGGUUUCUCAAACAAUUAUCAUAAGUAUCAUAAUGAUUUUAUUACGACUUCAUUCUUUUAAGUGAUUAUUUUAUUUUUGCUUUAUUCUCAUAAGUAAUGAUUUUAUUUCAACUUCAUUCUCAUUAUUACUUUAUUACUUUAUUCUCGUAAGUAAUGACUUUAUCGCAACUUUAUUCUCUUAAGUAAUCAAUUUACUCUCAAAGUCUUACUUUUUUUUCUCUUAAUGUGGUUCUAAUACUCUGUUGUAAGUUUCUCACUACAAUUUGACCUCAAAGCUGCCCCUAUGUGAGACUCUUUGUUUAAAUUAAAUGUGAUCAUUUUUUUAAUGUUAUGCACAUAUUUAUGAGCUUUUUUCAUCCAGCCAAACAGAAACUGUGAGUGAAUUCAGUCCAGAUAAGAUAGUUAGUCGUGGAAAGUCACUUUUGGCAGAGCAAAAACUUCAGGAGAUAAACGUCUCCCUCCAGUUAUUUAGGCACAUUUUUAGUUUGUUUUUAUAACAUAAAACACAAAUAAAAAGACAGCUAGGCGCGGCCAGAGUUCGCAUGUCAGGGUCCUCUGCUCUCAGAUAAGUCAUGUAUGGAUUCAGCUUCUGUACGGUGAUAUUUUUAGUCAAUGUCAUUUUUGCUCACGAGAGGUUUCGUUUUGUGUUGCAUUGACUGCAUGAGUGUAAUGCAAUGAAAAGCAGUCACAUGACUCCUAUAAUGACUUAUAUCACGAAACAGUCUUUUUUCCUCUAUUCAGACCUCAACUUCUCAUCACUCCUCUUUUCUAAUGAGUUACUAACACACAAUAUGCAAGCACGGAUUAACUGCUUAUUUCUAUUCCUUUGAUAUCAAUACACUAAAAGAUCUUGUUGUUCUUCCAUGAGUUAUAUUUUCCUCUUUCCUCUUUCCUAUUUCUGAGAAGUCUGUUUUCCAGACUAACAGUAGUAUUACAAACAAGUGUGAGCGCUGUUUGCUCUGUGUAUUGGAUGUUUAGUUUGUGCAACAGUCCCCUGAGUAAUUCUGGCUCUGUUUGUGAUGUGAUUCACAUGAUGUCACCGUGAAAAAACCCUAUGAACCCUGACACUUGGACAAAUUUAUCUAAACACUUCUCCUGAUGUCUCAAAAAGACCGGGCACAGCCAGCACAGUUUGAGACAUGAAGUUUUGACGGCUGCAGCUAAUUAAAAGGCUCUUAAUUAAGGGGUGGGUUUAAAAAGCAGGGAUGAAACAGGCUGAGAUGGCCUCAGUUUAAACCCGAUUCAGAGCUCUCUGAAAUCCUCUGAUAGGACUUGGUUUUGUCGAUGAAAGGCUUAGGUUGUUACAAAAAUGUCUGACUACUUCUUCAGAAAGGAUGUUUGCAAAUAUAGAUGUUGUUGUAUGGUUAAGAGCCCUCUUUUAAACCAGAAGAUGUUACAUCAUUGUCUUGAAAGGGACGGAAUCAAAAUCAUGACUAAAACCCAAAGCUGACUGCAUCAUGAGCUUCACCAUCUACUUAUGUUCUGCAGAGGACAUCGAGGUGCGGUUCUUCCAGGACUCCUGGGAAGGAAAAGGCACUUUCUCCCAGGCCGACGUCCACAGGCAGGUAGCCAUCGUCUUCCGCACACCACCGUAUCGUGAUGCGAACCUUUCUGAGCCUGUCAAAGUGAAGAUGCAGCUCCGCCGGCCCUCUGACCGCGAGGUCAGCGAGCCCAUGGACUUUCAAUAUCUGCCUGCAGAACCAGGUGAGUACAAAUGAUGGCUCCUUCUGCGACCUUUUCCAGGGUGUCUGUGAGGUCUUAGUCUUCAAAUGUCUAAAAUCCAAUCAUUUGAAUUUAAGGCCUUAAAAUCUCUAGAUUCUCUUAAAAUUACAGAAAAUGUCUUAAAUAGUUUGAAAGGUCUUAAAAAUGUAUUAACUUUACUCACAAAAUCAAAUAACUUGCCUUAGGAAUAAAGAUUGAUUUGAAGUAAUGUAAAAUGUUCUGGUUUUGCUUCAUGUCUUUUGUACUUUUUUGCCAAUAUGGAUGUUAAAUGGGUCUUAAAUUGUAUUCAUUACAAUCUUUAAAAAGUCUUAAAUUUGACUUGUUGAAAACUGCAGAUACCCUGUUUUCUAUACCUGAGAGUUGACUUUGUUAACCUGCUCCUGAAACCUUUUUUUUGUUGUUGUUUUCUCCUUAAACGUCUUCUGUAGAUGAGUACAGGCUGAGUGAGAAGAGGAAGCGUACAAGUGACAUGUUUCAGGGCCUGAAGUUUGGAUCCAUGUUGUCCAGUGGUACGUUUAUGAGAUUUGUUUCUGUCGCUCUUCAAUGAAGUUGUGCUGCUUUCUUGUGUGAAAAUUAAAUCUGACUUGAAAUUCUAGUGACCAUGCCACAAGAGAGAAGGCACAUAAGCCCGGCAAGGAGGACAGUCCCAGCCAAGCCUUCAUCAAUGAGUGCGCAACCUGGUGAGAGCAUAACAAAUAUUCAUUUCACAGUAAUGGCAUUAGUGUUUUUUAAUUAGCGUUGUUUUCUGUAUUUGUCUUGUCCUGAUUUUUAAAGCUCGCCCUGUGUCUCAUUUUGUGUCUCCAGCUGCUGUAGUGCCCCCUGGUGCCAGUGCAGCCAAACUCCAGUCCUCUUACUCUUUCAACCAGCCAGGCCAGCUCUUCUCAGUCCAGCCCAAAGUCGAGACCCCCACUUCCAUCUCUGCUGCCACCACAAACCAGACAUGGAGGAUCAUGGAGACCCUGAGCCUGGGCACACAGCCCAAAGCCACCCCGGUGCCCAACUUUACAAUGAGCCAGCCUCAAGCCGCCUCCUCCUCCACCUCCUCCGCUUCCUCCUCUGCCACCGCCUCCACCACUAACCAGGAUUUCUCCACUGUCAACCUGUCAGACCUUCAGAGGUUCUUUCCCAACAUUUCCUCAGCCAUUGCCCAGGAGCAGGCAACCACUCAGGGAGGCGCAGACUCCUCCCAGAACAGCAGUGCCUUCAACAUUAUGCAGGGCUCCCAGUUCCAAGAUACGCCACUUUUGGACGAUGACAUCCCGGCCUUCCCGAGUUUUGAUGAAGUCCAAGCCAGGGGCACUCUGGACAGCUUAAACAUGGAUGACUUUGAAGACCUUAUGAACCCCUCUCUGAUGGGUGAUAGUACAAAUAUGAUGGCGUUAGCUUCAGGCCAACAACCUGCCCCUUCUCCUGCUGCUGCCCAGAACGGUGCAGCGUCAUCCCAGAACUCUUCUGACCCAGCCAGCAACCCAGGAAGCACCUGGAUGAAUUACCCCAACAGCAUCGUCAGCUUGCUCCAGAACGAGGUCAUGUCUGACAUGUCGUCCACUAACAACAGCAACCACAGACCCGCCGUGCUGGAUGAGUUUGACGAGCUGAUGUCGGCUGAUGAGGAUCGUCUCAUUUCCAUUUUUAACAGUGGAAGCCAAGCCAGGUUCGUCUCAGGACACCCGACUUAAAGUUCGAGUGAUUUUAAGAUGGAAAAACAUACACAGUCCACGUGUACCUGCCUCUUUUAGCCAACAGACUUUAACUCCUUUACAGUUAAUUAAAAGACAAAAUAGGCAGUGCUGAAAGAGACAGAAACCACCAAAACUUUUCACCUGUGGAUACUGAAACACCAGCAGAGACUGUGUUUAGUAUUCAGUCAGUGUCAGCAGGCCUCACAUAAAAGGAACCACAGGACUGAGCAGAAAGAGACUGGACUGUCCUCGCUCAGCCCACAUUUAGCAUCAACCAUUAACUUUUGUAAUAAUCGUGACUGUGUCAAACCUGAUCAUAUCCACCUACAGAGACUUGUGUCAUAAAGACAAUCAUAUGGUGGGCCUAUGUAGCAGAAAGUGGGUUUGAACAAACUCUGACCCUUAUCACCUGCCUUCAGAUUAUCCUUAACUCCGAGUAUGUUGACUCUGGGUUAAGCAAAAAAGACCCACAAUCAUUUGAACACAUACGCAUGAUGGCCAUUUCCCUCUGACCUCCCAUUGGUUCAGUAAGCUUCAAUGCUUUUAUAAUGUUUUAUUGAAGUGCUCUAGUUAUGCUUAUUGUACAAACAGAGAAAAUAAUAAGUAAUUAUAUGUUUACUGCUUCCUGUCUGAUCAGAAACUCAGUCAAUAACCCAGAACAGCAAGCAGUAUCAGGAGUAGCUUAGUAUUUAUGAGCAGACUUCCCACGUUGAACUGGGACCAUCCAAGAAGCAUGUGAAUGCAGCAUUAGUUGUCCCAUAAAUUUGGACUCUAAUCUAACCCAGGUCCCAGACUUGGAUUUAGGAGCCAACAGACAGGUCAGUGGUGAUGUUUGCUAAACAUGUACGCCUCCUCUGCUGCAUCGUGUCACGUUAACAAUGCUGUCUGAUGCCAGGGAGCAGUUAGUGAUAGGUUCAGGAUCUGAAUGUCCGGGGUUAUCGAGUAUGAGGUUUGAACUUGAGACUCUUUGUCCCUCUGAACUUUUGAGUUGAUGAUACUUGAUCAUUAUAUUCUAAAUACACCUCAUUAAAAUAGUCUGCAGGUGAGAAGAAUAUUCAGUUUUCUCUGUUUUUCUGUAACUUGGCCUGUUUGAAUGUUGAUUUGAUUUCUAUGGAACAUUUUAUGUGUGUUUUUAUGUUCUCAUUUUAACAAUUAUAGAAGCUGCGGUCAGUGUUAAUGUGGUUAGUGCAGUCUCUUUGUGAGAUAGGCCUGCCUCUGUACCUAAAAAGACUGUGCACAUUGAUCAUUGUAUCCGAUUCAGAGGGUAAUCUAUGCAAAUUAUGCAUUCACUUGUUUUAUUACAUAUCCCAUUCAAUGUUUUUAACUAUUUGAGGGUCAGCAGUUGUAACUGAAGAGGAGACUGACCAGUCAUCAUCAGAUAUAGCUAAUAUGGAGAUUGUAAAGGUGCCUUAGUUGAGUGUCCUUAUGAUGUGGUGAUACGUAAAGAACCAAAUGAAGGUUUUCAUGUAAAUAAAUAAAUAACAAGCAACAUAAAUAAAUGAAGGGGUUCGUGGAGCUGUUAUCGUGUUGUUUUGUCUUUGUUGAUGUGUCUUUGGACAACAGUUUUUUAGUUAUUUUAUGAAUAAGGGCUGCAGUUAAACUCUGUUGUUUUAUAUUUGAGGGUCAUGUUGGUAAAGUAUGUGGUAAAAAUGCUGAAAUCACAGUGAAAUUGUUUUUAUAAAGAUACAGUCAGUGUAAACAGAUUGUAGACAAAAAACGUAUUUUCCCGUAAUGUAUAAUUUUUACAGUCUCACAACCCUCUUCUUGCAAUAAAAAACAACUAAACAUUGA
This is a messenger RNA of Xyrichtys novacula (pearly razorfish), 16793 nucleotides long. NCBI's taxonomy places the organism in Eukaryota, Metazoa, Chordata, Actinopteri, Labriformes, Labridae. The record is from the annotation of a GenBank genome assembly.